Messenger RNA from Rhodotorula toruloides NP11, 4965 nucleotides. RefSeq names its product eukaryotic translation initiation factor 2-alpha kinase. Gene Ontology annotation, biological process: regulation of translational initiation by eIF2 alpha phosphorylation; DNA damage checkpoint signaling. Bases 1 to 4965 code for a protein of 1654 amino acids. Gene Ontology annotation, molecular function: ATP binding; protein binding; eukaryotic translation initiation factor 2alpha kinase activity. NCBI's taxonomy places the organism in Eukaryota, Fungi, Basidiomycota, Microbotryomycetes, Sporidiobolales, Sporidiobolaceae. The transcript is spliced from 20 exons. The record is from RefSeq and is a predicted model, not a curated record.
AUGGAGGAUCUGAAGGAGGUGCAGGAGCGUGAGAUAGAGGUCUUGCAAGCGAUCUACCAGGAGGACUUUGCGCAGGCAGAGAGCCGCACGGCGUGGAAGGCUGUCAAUGCGGCGCACGAGUUUAGGGUGUGCGUUCGGCCGGUCGAGGAGGAUCUGAAGGACAAGGUCUACGUGUGGAUCCGCUUCAAGCUGCCGCAACGUUAUCCGAAGGUCGCUCCCACGAUGACCCUGGAAGAUGCGAAAGGUCUCGCCUCGCAACAUCUCGCGCAUCUUCUCACGACCCUGCAGCGCUUCGCGUCCUCGCGACUAGGCGACGAGAUGAUCUACGACAUCUGCUCGCAAGCCGCCUCGUACAUCACCGAGCGUCACGUCGACUCGGUGCGAGGGGCGCAGCCAAGCUUGGAGGACCAGCGACGGAAGCGCGGGGAAGAACAGGCCAAGGCAACGCAAGAAGCCGAAACUCGAGCGCGAGCACUCAGGGAGCAACAAGAAGCUGAAGAAGCUGCUCGCUUGUCGCAGCUCAUCUCCGAAGAUGUGCGACGGAAGGAGGAGGUCAGGCUUGAACGGGAACGGCGGGAACGGGAGCUCGAUCGUGAGCGGGAGAGUGGGUCGCUCGAGGUGGAUGCUCGUGGUGAGAAGAGGAUGAAGAUGGAGGUCGCGAAGGGAGAUGCGAAGGUCGACGCUGUUGUCAAGUUCGGCUACCCGCACUCGACCGACUGGCUAGGCGGGCUCUUCUCUGCCGAGCUCGAGACGUCAGGCAAGGCUGAGGCGGUCAGCGUAUUUGCUUUCGACAUCCUCGCGCCUUACUACCUCUCUUCCCAAGGCAAGCGCAAGGUCGCCAAACUUGAAGCAGACCUUGACCGUAUCUUCCACCUAAGCCAUCCUCGGCUGCUCUCCGUCGUCGGCUACCGUAUCGUCCGCUAUUCUCCGGGCUUCUUCCCUCUCAAUCCAGCACUUCUUCCGUCGAUACGGUCAGGCGAGGGAUGGACGCUCCUUGUUGUCACCCCGCCGAAUCGCUCGCAGUCGCUCGACGAACUGCUGUCGACCGUCGGCGAACUCCGACCCGAUCGCGCCCUCGCCUACUUCGCGCAACUCGUCUCGGCUGUCGAGGCUCUCCACUCGCACCACGUCGUCCACCGUGCGAUCAGACCGAAGACGAUCUUCGUCACGAGCGAGAAGAGCCGGUCGGACUCGUCGGAAGCGGCCGGCGUCAGGCUGGUAGGCGCAGGCUGGUACCGUCGACUCCUUGACCUCAACAGGGCCGAGCCGUGGCUUCAGCAGCCCGCGGAAGAAGAGCUGCCCGAUGGAUGGGUCUGCCCCGAAGCGGUCUCCGCGCCGUUCACCUACGACCGAUCUCGCGACAUGUACGAGCUCGGCGUUGUCCUCGCCCAGAUGCUGUACGGUCUCGACGUCACGCGCAAGUUCCCUACUCCUGCCGACCUUGUCCGAAGCAUGCCCCGCACUUCGCCGUCCAUCGUCAAGCGCGUCCUCAGCGACCUUCUGCUCGCCGAGGGCAAGAAGCGUCCCACAGCAGCACGCCUGGCUGCGCAACUCGCCGAGGACAGCGGAACCAGUACAUCCCACGGCACGCUCGCUCUAUCGGCGACGCCGCCCAAACCCCUCAACGGUUGGCAGCAGCUUGGGAACGGACAGCAAGUCCUCACGCCGCUUAUGUCGCCGCCAGCGGCGCAUUCUUCUCGAGACACGGCAGCUCCAAGCGGGUUCUUCUGGCAGCCGCGCGCGGCGCAAUCGCGAUAUCGCGAAGAGUUCGAGGAGCUCGAGUUCCUGGGAAGAGGCGGCGGCGGGCAGGUCGUCAAGGCGAGGAACAGGCUCGACGGCCAUUUAUACGCCGUCAAGAAGAUCCGACUGCCGAACGAUCGUGCGAGCGAGGCCAAGAUCCUGCGCGAGGUGACCAUCUGGUCUCGCAUGAAUCACCCCAACAUCGUUCGCUACCAUACCAGCUGGACGUCGUUUGACGAUCCGGUCCCGUCAUUCGAUGCGCUUGGCUCGGGCACUACGCUCGACUCCAAUACCGGCACCCAGACCUUAUCGACAACCGAUGCGAGCACUCGGCGUAGCACAGAAGACGAAGCAUCCGGUUCGGACGACUCGGACAGCGUCGUCGACUUCGACGAGGACUCGACGCCUGGCGACUUCGACAUGGACUUCGGCGACGAGCUCGAGGACAACCUGGAUUUUCUGUCGGUCGGCCAUGCGCAGUCUCAGAGCGUCUCCUACCCGAGCAUCCACUUCGGUAACGAGGACGACCCUUCUCGACCCGGCUCCGAGCGCGGCAGUCCCGGCCUGUCGCGAGCUGGCUUCUCAAAACCGCCGACAAAAGCCUCGACGCCGGUGUCGACAACGCCCAAGCAGAGUCGGACGCUAUACAUCCAGAUGGAGUACGUCGAGAAGCUUACGCUUCGCGAGGCGAUUGAGGACGGCAUCUCGGAGGCAGAUUCGUGGCGAUGGAUCUACCAAAUUCUAUCCGCCAUGCUCCAUUUCACCUCGCUCAACAUCAUCCACCGCGACCUCAAGCCGUCCAACAUUUUCAUCGACGUGAAAGGAGACGUUCGAAUCGGUGACUUCGGUCUCGCGGUCGGUUCUUCCGAGACGGCCGACGUCUUUCUCGCUCAAGACGGCAACAUGGACGAGUCCGACUUGACGUCCGGCGUCGGAACCUCCCUCUACAUCGCGCCAGAAACAAUCAACCGCGGUCGGCAAGGUCGCGCGACGAAGCACUACAACAACAAGGUCGACAUGUACAGCCUCGGCAUCGUCUUCUUCGAGAUGUGGCAUCCCUUCAAGACCGGCAUGGAGCGCAUCCAAGUCCUGCACGACCUCCGCCGACCCGAAAUUAUCUUCCCGCCGACGUGGGACAAGGUCAGGCUCGCUCGGCACACCAAGAUCGUGCAAGCCUGCCUAACUCACGAUCCCGAGCUCCGCCCGUCGCCGAAGGACUUGCUCCAGUCGGACCUGCUGCCGCCACGCGUUGGCGACGACUCUAUCGAGGAGACGAUCCGCCUCUUGUCGCAGCCGGGCACGACGCACGCCCAAACGCUCAUCACGGCCCUCUUCAACCAGUCGGACGAAGACCGCCUGCGAAAAGACUUCUCCUACGACUUCUACGACGGAUCCGGUGCCAAGGCGGACAACGACCCGUACGCGCAACUCGUGCACGACAAGCUCAGCCGCAUCUUCCGCCAGAAGGGCGCCGUGCAGAUGGACAGCCCGCUCCUCAUGCCUCACUCGCAGGUCUACGCCUCCCGCAAACCCGUCCGCCUCCUCGACGCCGACGGCACGAUCGUCUGCCUGCCCUUCCAGCUCAACAUUCCCUUCUGCCGGAUGGUGGCACGCGAUACUUCGCUCACCCGCAUGAAGCGCUGGACGAUCGCUCCCAUCUUCCGACCGACGCAAGCCGGCGGGCAACCGCGAGCUGUACUCAACGCCGCCUUCGACAUCGUCUCGGACGCCGUCAUGCCCGCCAUGGAGGCCGAGUGUCUGUUCGUCAUCGAGGAGAUCCUCUCCGCUUUCCCUCUAACCGGCAUACCCGCGCACAUCAUCAACCACUCGAAGAUCCUCGACGCCCUGCUCGACAUUGUCCCGGCGAAGCAGCAUGACGCCGUUUGCGACAUCCUCAUCCAGCACGGCCGGCUGCAGCGUACCUGGGUCAAGACGUCGUCGGAGCUUCUCAAGCUCCCCGGCGUAACACGAGCUAUGUGCGAGGCGCUCGGGACGGUUGACGUCGCCGGCGAUGUGGGCAAGAUGCGUUCGCUCGUCAUCUCGGCCGCUCCUCGCCUCAAGCAUGUCGCGCAGGAAGGUUUCGAGGAGCUCAAGGACAUCGUCGCUCUGUGCCGCCAGAUCGGGAUCAAGAAUAUCAAGGUCGCCCCGCUCCUUGCGGCGAACUACGACGUGCACCGCGACGGCACCAUCUUCGAAUCGCACGUCCUGCGCGGCAAGACGAGAGACGUCAUUGCAGCCGGCGGACGCUUCGACGAGGUCGUCACUCGCCUCGCCGCUCCGGAAGUCCGCUUCUCGGGUCGCUGCCCGCACGUCGUGGGCUUCUCGAUGGCCAUCGCCAAGCUCUCGGUCGCUGCCGCAGAAGCGAACGCAACAGUCGGCAAGCAGGCGAUGACGCGCAAGGAGGAGCACCUGCGAAGCUACGGGCCGUGGGCAAUCCGCCGCUGCGACGUCUACGUCGUCUCCUUCUCGCCUGGCCUCAUCGACUUGCGACUUGAGAUCGUCAAGGACCUCUGGCGCAACGGUAUCAAGGCGGAUUUGAUGUACGACGACGACUUCCUGUCACUCACGCCUGAACAGCUGGUCAACGCUUGUCGUCGCGAGGGUAUCCUCUGGCUCGUCAUUGUCAAGCCGAGCGCCGCUGGACGGACGGUAUCGGACGAGUCGGAAAAGUCGCUCAAGGUCAAAAGCGUCCUGCGAGGCUCCGAAGAAGAAGUCGGUCGCGCCGAACUUUCGAACUGGCUCGUGAAGGAGCUGCGCGAGCAAUCUACCGCCGACGAAGCUGCUGGAGGCGGAGCUACCGAUGCCGCUGUCGAGACCUCCGGGUCUUCGCUGGCCGAGCCGCCAAAGCCGCAGCAAGACUACAUUCCAGUCCUACCCGACGACGACCUGCGACAAAAAGGCCGGCACAACAAGCGAACCAUGAUCGUCUCCCGCGCUCAGAAGAACGUCGAGGAGGCGGUUGAGGCCGCUGCCCACGCUCCUGUCUUUGCGGUCGACGUCGACGGCCUCUCGUUCGAGCGGAUGGCGCACUCGCCAGUCUGGGUCACCAACGACGAAGCCUUCAAGACCCUCGUUCAGACAGCACCGCCCGGCAAGCGCGACUACUACACCUCGAUCCGCAAGUCGAUACAGCGGACUCGCCAGGCUAAAUCCAUCUCGCGCUUCUGGCUCUUCUCGCUGCGGGACAGCCGCAGCGUCCUCAUGUCUUUCUUCGACGGCGUUUAG